Notodromas monacha is the source of this 1352-nucleotide messenger RNA. The record is from the annotation of a GenBank genome assembly. NCBI's taxonomy places the organism in Eukaryota, Metazoa, Arthropoda, Ostracoda, Podocopida, Cyprididae.
AUUAUACUGGUAUGACAGGAACAUCGCCAGGAAACUCUCCAAGGAUGUCUNCCAGUUCGGCGGGUUCUCCAAACGCGGAAGCAGAAAUCUCUCUGGGAGCAUCGCCGUUCGUGGAACGCGAAGUCGAAAUUCAGGAAAUUGUGGCGGAAAGAUCUGCUUUGAGAGACCUCUGCCCGAGGCUAAAACCAGAACUUGUGGAUAUUUGCACAGGACCUGAUUCACGUCUUCCCCUGAGUCCCGUGUCAAACAGGAGCCAGUCAAAAACAUCGAAUAUCCCGAGCAGGUCGGAAAGGUCUUCGAAAACAUUCAAAAGGCGACUUGAGGAUGAGAUGGACAAGCGAGAAAUUUGCGCGGGUCCUGAUACCCCGCUGCCAUCUGUGCCAAUGUCGAUUCGCAGUGGACCCCGAACCUCCAGCUGCAAGGCUCUCAGCCCUGGCUCGGAAAGAAGUCCGAGGAGAUCCUCCAGAUCCUCUGAUCUCCUUCCGGUUUCACCUGGCAUUAAAAAAAACAACAGCUAUCAGUCUUCCGGGAGAGCCAGUGAUGUUGCAGAAGAAUCCAUGAUGUCUGAAGACGAAAAGGAGAUGACAACCAGGCGUACAUCCGAAGACGUCAAGGAAGUGGUAACGAUGAACUCAUCUUCCGAACGUGAUUCUUCCAUUUGCAAAAGGUCGAAGAGAACGUCGAAAAACAGAUCGUCGAAAUCCGUGCGAUCAAUCAAGCUGACCCAGAAAAUAAUGACGACGAAAUGCCCCAAGAAUAAACGCGAAGCCCCGAAAAGCCUCAGCAAGAAUGACGCCGAAGUCCAGUAUUCCAUCAAACCUAGCCCAAAAAUAAGCCGGUCGUCACUCGUUCGUGACUGUGGUGUCCAGUAUUCCCGAACUGGAAGCCCUAAAAUAAGGAACGACGUCAAAUGCGCCCCAGUCGUGCAGCAAACCAACAGCAGGAUCGGCAUUAAUUGCAGCAUCACGCCGAAGCGAGGGAAUAAGCCGAAAAUCUCGACAGAGAACAAUACAAUUCAGAAAGUGCGAAUCUCGACGGCUGUCGAGGCGUCGGAAACGCCGAAAGUAAUGAGCGCGAAAAUGUCGUCUCCGAUGCCGAUCGAAUCUCCAGUCAAGAAGGAAAUGCUGUCGAGAAAGACGUCACCGAUGCCGAUCGCAUCUCCAGUCUUGAAGGAAAUGCUCUCGAGAAAGACGUCACCGGUUCCGACCCAGCCUCCGACCCCGAUUGACCAGGAAUCUGAAGAGGUCCAGGUCAACGAAGACGACUUCGAAACCGACACUUCGGUUGAAUCGGAGAAGGUGUCGAUCCAACCCUCGAGUCCUGAAGAUGUUGUCGCCUUUGAAACAAAGAAG